AUGUCGUCGCUGCCCAAGCGAAUCAUCAAGGAAACCGAACGGCUCGUUGUAGACCCAGCGCCAGGAAUCACAGCGCUACCACACGAUGAUAAUCUUCGAUACUUCGACGUGACCAUCCAAGGACCCGAUGGCAGCCCUUUCGCCAAUGGCGUCUUCAGACUAGAGCUUUUCCUCCCCGAAGAGUAUCCCAUGGCGCCCCCGAAGGUGCGAUUUCUGACCAAGAUAUACCAUCCGAAUAUCGACAAACUGGGUCGGAUCUGUCUGGAUAUCUUGAAAGACAAAUGGUCCCCAGCCCUGCAGAUCCGAACAGUCUUGCUAUCGAUUCAGGCGCUAUUAAGCUCCCCAAAUCCCGAUGAUCCUCUCGCGACAGACGUAGCGAAGCACUACAAGGAGAACGAGAAGGAUGCUCAGCGCGUGAGCCGGGAGUGGACGGAGAAGUAUGCGUCGUAG
Messenger RNA from Rhodofomes roseus, 450 nucleotides. RefSeq names its product ubiquitin-conjugating enzyme. The transcript is spliced from 6 exons. Gene Ontology annotation, molecular function: ubiquitin conjugating enzyme activity. NCBI's taxonomy places the organism in Eukaryota, Fungi, Basidiomycota, Agaricomycetes, Polyporales, Fomitopsidaceae. Gene Ontology annotation, cellular component: nucleus. Gene Ontology annotation, biological process: DNA damage tolerance; protein K63-linked ubiquitination. Bases 1 to 450 code for a protein of 149 amino acids. The record is from RefSeq and is a predicted model, not a curated record.